AUGGGCCUGCUUCUCGUGUCUGCCGUUUUCCUGGUCAUCUUCGAUGGCAUGAGAUCUCUGGAACUGAUGCCGGAAAUAUUCUUCGGCAAGCUCGACAGCUUUGCGCUCCUGUCUAUCCCGAUGUUCAUCAUCAUGGGCGCGUCAAUUGCCUCGACCAGAGCCGGUGCCGAUCUUUAUGAAGCGCUCGAACGCUGGCUGACGAGGGUUCCCGGCGGCCUUGUCGUCUCCAAUCUUGGUGCCUGUGCGCUCUUUUCCGCCAUGUCCGGAUCCAGUCCCGCGACCUGUGCCGCAAUCGGCAAGAUGGGCAUCCCGGAAAUGCGCAAGCGCGGCUAUCCUGAGGAAAUCGCCACCGGGUCGAUCGCCGCCGGCGGCACUCUCGGCAUUCUCAUUCCUCCUUCCAUCACAAUGAUCGUCUAUGGUAUCGCCACCGAGACAUCCAUUGGACGGCUGUUUCUUGCCGGGGUGAUCCCGGGCCUGUUGCUGGUAAGCCUCUUUAUGGCCUGGUCGAUCUAUGCAACGUGGCGCUCAGGGGAACGAUCGGCGGCACAAGUCAGCUAUUCCUGGAGUGACAGGGUAGAGAUCCUCCCGCGCGUUCUUCCCUUCAUCGCGAUUAUCGUGGGUGUGCUCUACGCGAUGUAUGGCGGUGUUGCGACACCGUCCGAGACCGCCGCGGUCGGCGCUCUUCUGUGCCUGUUGGUUGCCAUGGUGAUUUACAGGCUCUUAAGCCCCAGGUCCCUUUGGGCAGUUCUGCGCGACAGCACCAAGGAGAGCGUGAUGAUCCUUUUCAUCAUCGCGGCCGCCGGCGUGUUUUCCUACAUGCUGUCCAGUCUGUUCAUCACGCAAUCGAUCGCCGCCUGGAUCGGUGACCUUGAAGUCAACCGCUGGGUGCUGAUGGCGGCGAUCAAUUUCUUCCUCAUCGUAGCAGGGUUUUUCCUGCCACCGGUUGCAGUCAUCCUGAUGGCAGCCCCAAUCCUCUUGCCGGUAAUCGUCAGCGCCGGAUUCGACCCGAUCUGGUUCGCGGUGGUGCUGACCAUCAACAUGGAAAUCGGGCUGAUUUCCCCGCCGGUCGGCCUCAAUCUCUACGUGAUCAACGGAAUCGCACCGGAUAUUUCGCUCAAGAAGAUCCUGGUCGGGUCCCUGCCGUUCGUCCUCUGCAUGCUUGUUGCGAUUCUCCUGCUGUGCCUGUUCCCGGGUCUCGCAACUUGGCUUCCGGACCUCGUCAUGGGACCCGCUUACUAA
Messenger RNA from Effrenium voratum, 1239 nucleotides. NCBI's taxonomy places the organism in Eukaryota, Dinophyceae, Suessiales, Symbiodiniaceae. The record is from the annotation of a GenBank genome assembly.